This is a messenger RNA of Dermacentor silvarum, 821 nucleotides long. RefSeq lists its product as uncharacterized. Gene Ontology annotation, biological process: symbiont-mediated perturbation of host defenses. The record is from RefSeq and is a predicted model, not a curated record. Gene Ontology annotation, molecular function: amine binding. Bases 319 to 804 code for a protein of 161 amino acids. NCBI's taxonomy places the organism in Eukaryota, Metazoa, Arthropoda, Arachnida, Ixodida, Ixodidae. The transcript has 6 exons.
GCAAUCGCAAUGGCCCCGAUGUGUUUAGUUCUCGUCGUGACUCGAAGCCAGUGCCAGCUGUGUCCAACGAAGCGCGACGCCCAUCUAAGUUGCGGCUUCUCCAGCUUCGCCGGGCUUGGACACACCUUUGUUCGUGCACUGCACCGGUCACCACGCAGCCCUAUUUGUGCUGGCAGUGCUAAUCUACAAUUCAAAAGCAAGGAGCAAUGCGUGGCAAGCAAGUUGUUGCCGGUUGUUUUAUCGUCAUCGUCACCAUAGUUCUUCCAUCCGUGACAUCCACAUUGCCUGAAAGAAAGAGCUACCUCUCUCCGUUUCAAGAUGUUUGGAAGACCUUUCUUCAGCAGUCCGUUUUCGUGCUGUACCAAAGAUCGUUUGAACGGGACCUCCUUGUCGGAGGGGACUGGCCAGUGCUUUCAUGGGAGGAACUACCAAGUGAAUCAUGAAGAAAAGUACGCGCUUGCCGAGACAUAUUACUGGGACAACGCAACGGCGAAAGUCAUAAACCAGAAUGUGUACUUAUUCCCUGAAACAACUGAAGGAUCUGAGGUGCCCAAUGCAAUGGCUGUCUCUCCCUACAAAGACAAGCUUGUAUCCGUCUACUAUCCAUUCGUGGUCUCAGAAUAUGACAACUGUGACAUACUCCGUUCUCCAAGGCAUGACAAUGGCUGCGAGCUCUGGGUCACUCUGCAGGGGGCGCGCAACGUCAGCAGUGCCUGCCUCUUCAUCUUCGAUCUCUUAUGCGGUCCCAACAAAUUUCAAAUGUACGACGAAGAAUUCUGCAGAGAUAAAAUUCAAAUUAGAUAAUAAAUGUGCAAGGUCUC